Molecule: messenger RNA, 582 nt
Organism: Mus caroli (Ryukyu mouse)
Lineage: Eukaryota; Metazoa; Chordata; Mammalia; Rodentia; Muridae
Source: RefSeq, a predicted model, not a curated record
CGGAAGUGCUUGGGGAGGGCCGCGCAGUCGGACCGGCUGCUGAGACGAAAGCUUCACUGGGGCAGUCUCCGCAUAUCAUGGGGAGAUAGACGCUGCUGCCUGUAGCUUUUGAAAAUGGCUGCCUCUCAUUACAGUGGGCUUACAGCAGUUGCUGAUGUAAUUAAAGAUCUAGACACUCAGAUAGCAUUGAUUGGCCUUGGUCCUCACAGCUCUAAAAAGAAGCAGGAUCUUGACAAGCUCUAUGAGCUGAAGUCUAAAGCUCGGCAGAUUAUGAACCAGUUUGGCCCUUCAGCGCUAAUCAACCUCUCCAGUUUCUCAUCUGUAAAACCAGAGCCAGCUAGCACCCCGCCACAAGGCUCCAUGGCCAAUAGCACCACCGUGGGAAAGAUAGCAGGCACUCCUGGGACAGGCGGUCNUCUCAGCCCUGAAAACAACCAGGUAUUGACCAAGAAGAAAUUACAAGACCUAGUAAGAGAAGUAGAUCCUAAUGAGCAGCUGGAUGAAGAUGUGGAAGAGGUAAGGUGGGCUUGGGUACCAAAGGCCGUGUGUCCCUGCUGUUGAGGCAGCAUGCAUGNUGAGAAG